CACAUUCCUGCUGACAGCAGAGAUUCUCCUGCGCGUGUCAGCUGACAGCUUGUGUGAUGCUAGCACGUUAGCGUCGGGGCUUGGCAGGAAGAUACUGUGGCAGUUCACUGUAGCGAGUGCUGCGUUUUCACUCUUUAAUAAUUAGUUUGACAAAGGGAAAUCGGUGGAAGUCGUUUUGUGUGACACCGGGUGACGUCACCAAAAGGAGAGGGACGAGGUUUAUUAUGAAACAGACUACAGGUUUCAUUUAGCACUAGCUAGCUAGCAGCUGGGAAGCUACAUCUUCCUAGCAACCCUAGCUAGCUAGCUAGCAGCUGGGAAGCUACAUCUUCCUAGCAACCCUAGCUAGCUAGCUAGCAGCUGGGAAGCUACAUCUUCCUAGCAACCCUAGCUAGCUAGCUAGCAGCUGGGAAGCUACAUCUUCCUAGUAACCCUAGCUAGCUAGCAGCCGGGAAGCUACAUCUUCCUAGCAACCCUAGCUAGCUAGCGGCAGCAGGCCAGCUCUUCAUGGCGAGCCUCGGGGAGCGAGCCGAGCCGGCGCACUGACCGCGAACGUACGCGCUAAUUAAAUGGCAACAACCGAGCGGGGCAAUGGACGCGACUUUCUUCGCGGGAGCGCCGCCGAGGAGCUGACGGAUAACGGGAAGAGCGACACCGGGGCGAACGGCAGCGCCGCGCGACGGGAGGAAGUGGUGGACAAGUACGGAUUCACCGGCGGAGCGCAGCAGCACGGAGGAGACGCUGCAGAAGAAAUCCCCAUUGAGGUGCUGAGGGAACGGGAGGCAAAAUGGCUGGAAAUGCUGAACAGCUGGGACAAGUGGAUGGCCAAAAAACACAAGAAGGUGAAGGAGCGCUGUCAGAAGGGGAUCCCUCCCUCGUUGCGUGGCCGGGCCUGGCUCUACCUCACUGGGGGCAAGGUGAAAAGGGAGCAAAACCGUGGCAGAUUCCAGGAACUGGACGACCAGCCAGGGGAUCCCAAAUGGGUAGAUAUUAUUGAGAGGGACCUUCAUCGGCAGUUUCCCUUCCACGAAAUGUUUUCCGCAAGAGGAGGUCAUGGGCAGCAGGACCUGUUCCGUGUCCUGAAGGCUUAUACUCUGCACCGUCCUGAGGAGGGUUAUUGUCAGGCUCAGGCUCCCGUCGCUGCUGUUCUCUUGAUGCAUAUGCCGGCUGAGGAUGCAUUCUGGGUUCUUGUCCAGAUUUGUGAGAAAUACCUUCCUGGAUACUACAGUACAGGGCUGGAGGCAAUCCAGCUGGACGGGGAGAUCCUGUAUGGCCUGCUGCGGCGGGUGUCCCCCGUGGCCCACGGUCACCUGAAGAAGCACAAGCUGGAGCCCAUCCUGUACAUGACUGAGUGGUUCAUGUGUGCCUUCUCUCGGACUCUGCCGUGGGCCUCGGUGCUGCGUGUCUGGGACAUGUUCCUUUGCGAGGGAGUGAAGAUCCUGUUCAGGGUGGGCCUGGUUCUCCUGAAAUAUAUGUUGGGAGCCCGAGAGAAACUGAAGGCAUGCCAAGGUCUCUAUGAAACAAUGGAGCUGCUCCGAGCUAUACAGCCACAGUACAUGCAAGAAAGGUUCCUUGUGCACGAGAUUAUAGAGUUAUCUGUGUCCGAGAAAGACAUCGAGAGGGAACAUUAUGCUCAGCUGCGGCGCUGGAAUGAGACUCGCGGAGAUCUACACUGCAAGUCGCCUCCCAGGAUGCACGGCGCCAAGGCCAUCAUGUCUGCCGAGCCUCCCAGCCGACAGGACCUCAGACAGAGGCCCACCAUCAUCGUGGAGUCUCCCCUGGCCCCCAAGACAUAUGGGGUGCAAGCGGAGGAUGCAAAGGGAAGUAGAAAGGCUAACAAGGAGCAGCCGAAGAAAACACUCCCGCUGCCGCAGGAGACGGUUAAUCCUUAUCCCCGUCCCAGUGACCCCUCACCUCUUCUCGAACACAUGACCUUACAAAAGUCCAAAGAGAGUCUGAGCAGUGCAGAGCAUGACACUUUCCUGUAGCGGGGUAAGUUUCACACCGGUUUACACGCAAAAACCAUUCCAUUGUAGCCUUUACUCACUCCGCAGCUCUGUCUUACACGUCUCAGCUGUCAAUGACAUGACAAACCUGUCCAUCACUGAGAUUGACUGCACAGUCGUGACAGAGGCUUUUUUUUUGUGCUGUCAUGACACUCCGAGAAAAGUUAUACAAUUUGAAAAUAUUUUUGAACUGUUGCAAAGGUAAUCACAUCUUCGAAUAUAACAAAGUCCAUUGGUUUAUUUUGAAUGCUCAAAACGUUUUCAGUGUCUGUUCAUUUAUUCAGGUUUCCAUUUUCUUUAGGUCAACUAAGUUUAGCCUUAAAGUAAAAGAUUUUUUUAAAUGUAAUGGACCGCGAGAAUGUGUGAGAGCCAGGGAGCAACAGCAGACGGCGACUAUGUGCACUCUCAACACGUUUUAUCAGCAUCUAUGACUGAACAUGAGGACACACACACUCUCUAUCUCACUGUUAACAGCUCCUGCUGCUAUUCACCGCGUAAAGCGAAGCUCUGAUUCUUUCCUUUGACGUAAGUCUGUUUUUGUUUUAAUCGACGAGAUCUUUUCUAGAGCACUUUGCCUUUCUCGUCUUCCUCUUUGCCUACAUUAGUUGCUACGUUGCCAGCAUAGAGAUUUGUAUUCACCUCGCUUUGCUGUACUCAGUCGGUCACACUCAUUUGCAGACCCAAAGUUUAUUAUUUGUCUGUUUUGCACGGUCAGUUGACUUGUUUGACUGCAUCAGUGCGUUUGUCUCUGCUGUUGUCGAACACACGAGGGCGCCGUAACAUUAUCUCUCUGCCUCGGCAGCGACCAGUAGUAGUAGAAAAGCAAAUAAAAAACUGACAUAAGCUGUGUGACUCUCAAUUGAAGGAAGAAAAAAAAGUGUGCAGGGAUAUUUUAUGCCACUAAGCCAAAGAUUUUGAAUGCAUAUUUUUUUGAAAUGUAUAUUUUACAAACAGUUUAUUCAAGGAUAUUGUCGUACAGUAUUUAAUUGUUGUCGAUUUGGGAGAGCAUAGGGUUUAUAUUUAUGUAAUGAAGGAGCUGUAUGUUAAAAAUGCCACGUGGAAGAACGCUAAUCCAGAGAAGUUUUUGUACAAUCAUGAUUAUGGUUUUGCAGAUCUUUAUACUGAAAUAUAUCUGAUGCUAAUUGACAAGAAAGAGAGAGAGAAUUGGGAGAAUUUCUUUUUUUGUUAUUUCUGCUUCCAGAGUAUCUAAACUCCAGUUUAAAUAGUUAAAUAUUAGUUAUCUAUGUUGAAAGCAACAAAAAAAAUCCAAAAUAUACUAACAAAAUAUGAAGUUCAAAUGUAGCUAAUGAUGGGACUAAUUAGCUAAAUUUUAAUUGAUGCACUAGUUUACUCAAUUCAUGCUUUUGCAUGAUUUUUUUCCAGAUUUGUCUUUUCUCUUCCUCCAUGUGAAGGACUUUUAUUUUUAAAAAAAAAUAAAAGUAAAGGGAACCUUAAACUUUUUAAAUGAACAAAUAGUUUGUGUAGAUACUCAUUUUAUUUGGGACGUUGCAAAUGAAGAAAUUAUUUCGAAAGAAGUAGAUUAAUAGGCAAUCAGCAUUUAAUGGCCCAGUCCUGGAAAUCCAGUUUUUGUCAAAGUUUUUAUAAAUGAUUUAGGGUAUUGUGUUGAUUAAAAAUAAAAAUGCGGACAUUUUAUUAAAAAAAUGCUACGGGUUUAUUUUUUGCUAUUAGGAAGCACCGUUUACCUGCUGUGUUUCUCUGCAGCUGUUCAUAUUUAGAUUUAAAUCGUUUCUUUAUCUGCAGAGUUUUCACUCUGACCUUUGUGCUCUGUCGUGUAGACAGUGCCAUUGUGCUUCAUCCAGGGAUUAGAGCAAAAAUAGCUGAUCAGAUAUUCUGAAGGAUGCAGGCUAAUAUACCGGAGGCGGUUUGCCAUCCGAGGACGUUGGUUUUGUGAGAUUCUGUUUCAGUAUUCAUCGAAAAUAUUUAAAAAGGUAUUAUAGAUUAAGCCUGGGGCUUGUAAUUGUGCAACUUCUGCUGUUUUAAUCAGUAUAUAGGACUUUUUUUUAGAAUCUGAUAUGUACAAGCUGUUUUUGUACCAAAUUACAUUUAAAUCAAUAAAAUCUGAACCUCUUGGAUUUUGCA
Messenger RNA from Scophthalmus maximus (turbot), 4106 nucleotides. RefSeq names its product TBC1 domain family member 10A-like. The transcript is spliced from 9 exons. Bases 570 to 1988 code for a protein of 472 amino acids. NCBI's taxonomy places the organism in Eukaryota, Metazoa, Chordata, Actinopteri, Pleuronectiformes, Scophthalmidae. The record is from RefSeq and is a predicted model, not a curated record.